This is a messenger RNA of Caenorhabditis remanei, 726 nucleotides long. RefSeq lists its product as uncharacterized. NCBI's taxonomy places the organism in Eukaryota, Metazoa, Nematoda, Chromadorea, Rhabditida, Rhabditidae. The record is from RefSeq and is a predicted model, not a curated record. The transcript has 3 exons. Bases 1 to 726 code for a protein of 241 amino acids.
AUGUCGCAAGACCAAUCAACUUUUCCAACGAACCAAUAUUUCCCAUAUUGGAAGAAACUGCCGUAUUUGGUACAAAGGGAAGUGGGCUUGAUGCUUAGUUUUUUCGAACGGAGAAUCCCAUUUCGAUGUAAUACGUUUGUCUGGCACGUUGACGGCCUUGGAACACUUCCGGAUAUGUUGGAUUGGAUUGAUAAGGAAACUAUCAAAACAAUAUUCCUGCACGAUACAUUUUGUCCAAGAACCCACACGGAGAUCAAGAACAAUAUGACAUGGAAACAGGCGGAACAUUUGUAUAUUGAAUUUUCCAACGAAAACCCAGGAACACAGGAAAUUGCUCUUCAGAAUACAAACAUCGACUGGAUCGAUUUGUCAAGAUUCAAAAAUUUGGAGCUCAAUAUCACUGGAAUUUCAGCGAAGGACGCUUGGAAGCUUAUCAAAGCAUACAAAACAUGUGAACACCCGAGGGGAAGUUGCAUCAUCGUUAAGAGCCGCAGUGCAAUUCAUUCUAAAAGACUUAUGGCUCUUUUCGAUGUGGAGGUAAAUAACCAGCCUAUUUCGAAUAUUCCGGCGGUGCACACUCAACAAUUCUCAAAGUCUGAUCAACGAUUGGUCCUGGUUGUGAUGAUUCAUCCAAAACAUUUCGAAGGGAUAGUUUGUGGUGUGGACACUAUCAAGGAAGAUGUUCAAUCAGCUACGGGAGGUGUUUUUUCGAAGAAAUCGAACUGA